Molecule: messenger RNA, 513 nt
Organism: Suillus paluster
Lineage: Eukaryota; Fungi; Basidiomycota; Agaricomycetes; Boletales; Suillaceae
Exons: 2
Coding region: 1-513 (170 amino acids)
Source: RefSeq, a predicted model, not a curated record
AUGCAGCAAGCUCAUUCUCCAUUUCUAAACAGCCUGUGUACUGUUGCAGGUGGUAUCUUCAACAUGCCAAAUGAGUUUUUCAUUUCAAAAUAUGACCAUACUUCCCUCCCACAGGUCACAGACCUGAUCGGAUGGGAAGCAGGCAAGGGAAAAGCAUAUGAUAUCUUCAAGGCACCCAUACUUUACCCUGCCCAUGUCAUGAAUGAGAAGAAAAUUUUCAGAAACUGGACAGUCAUUGCAAAGGUAAGUUCUUGUUUUGUUUUGAAGGUUAUCAAGGUUGCAAUAUGUGGAAAGAUGACAUUGUGUCCCAAAGUGCAUGGUGGACCACCUCCCUAUGCCAAAAUAUGGCAGCUUACGAACUGCACUCCUGGGCUGAUUGCAUUCGGUGUCACAUCAACCAUCUUUAUCCUAUCCCCAGAUCAGGAAUUUUCAGGCGAUGGUAUUGGCGCUAUUUCCUCAAUUGCCUAUCACUCUAUCUUUCAGACAGUCAAGAAAUUCAUCAUCAUCAAGUGA